CCGAUUACAUAUAAAGUAUAAGAGGUUUGUAACAAUAUUUCCAAGACCUAGUUCAACUGACGUAUCCAUAUUACUUUUUUUAUUAUGAAAUUUUUUUGAUUGUGACUAUAGUGCAUACAUAAAGGCGAAUCCCACACUUAUCAAUCAUAAAGCUAAAAAGGUCAUCGUGUUUCCUUAAUAUUCACUUUUCGGGACAGCACUGUGCUGUCAUUGUAAUCUGUGCCUUCAAGUUGUACAUCAGAGUUGAGUUAUGCGAACUUUGAUUAACCAUGAUCAUUCCCAUCCACGCUCUCAGUUUUUCAACUAUUCUAGUUUUUCCAAGAUAAGCUAUCUUUUCACCUGAGCCCUUGAUUGCAAUUACAAUUGUUACAAUUUGAGAUGAUAAAGAUAAUGUAUUAUCUUCAGUGCACUCAUAUCCUUGGUGUAGGGAGUAAGGUUAUGUAAGAACACUAGAAGGACCUUAUCUGUUAGGGGAAAAUCCUCGUUACAUUGAAACAUUAGAUAGGAUUUCCAUAAAGACUCUGUUAACUCAUGACCGUAUACUAGAUUGGAGUCAUUCGUCAUAAGAUGUCUAGUGGCUAAAAUUGGGUGCCUAUUUACCUUAAAUUCUGUCAUAUGACUGUAGUAUGUUCAAUAUAAAUUUAUUGAAAUAUGCUCACUUAAUACCCCAUUUGUUUCUGUACGUUUAGAUAACGAUGGCUAACUUAGAUAUUAGUGAGCUUGGUAUAUCAAAGAAUUUACUCCAAAUGAACUUUAUGCGACGGACUCUCGUUGCCAGGGAAAAAGCUACCAACCAGGGUGUUCCAGAUAUCCUUCCAAAUUCACAAGAAUAUGAAUUCAAACUUCCUCUUUCUGUUGAACAACGUAUCAACAAAAGAGCCGUCAUCCUUAAGUCAAAAUGUCGCUAUCAAUUUGUCAAAAGUAUUUUCAAACUCUACAAUGUAUCACCUGGUUUUCGAGAAAGUUUCGGUGGCUUUAAUCCUCCCACUACCGCUGAGACUAUUCUUCAAUCUCAAGUUACCAAAUUACCUGAUUCCUGUGUCCCCACUCGAGAAAACUCUGUUAGCGAAUAUUCAAAAUCAUUUGAAAGUCGGGCAUCAAGAACAAGCAUCCGUUUCAGAAGGUUUGAAGGUAGUUCUGACGGUUCGUUUAAGCAUGUCAUACACUUCAGCAAGUUGCAGUGUCUAGUAACUCAGAAAUUUAAAACAAAUUUGUCUGAAUCUUCAAAAGUGCUCUGUAAUUUGGUUCCACAUGGUGAAGUAUGUAUUUUACCAUAUUAGUAUUCGUUAGCACACCACAACCACAGUUUAAGUAAUCGUAUAGUUCAAUAACUAUAAAAGGUCAUGAUUAUCAUGAACUGAACAUCUUUUCCAUUUAAGUGAGAACAUAAACCAUCCAAGUCCAAAAAUUCAAAGCAUCGAAAGGAAAAAAGAAAAAGCUCUAAUUGAAAGUUACUCUGUGUACAAAAAUAUUCAAAUAGUUUUGUAUUGUUUCAA
This is a messenger RNA of Schistosoma turkestanicum, 1496 nucleotides long. NCBI's taxonomy places the organism in Eukaryota, Metazoa, Platyhelminthes, Trematoda, Strigeidida, Schistosomatidae. The record is from the annotation of a GenBank genome assembly.